Vanderwaltozyma polyspora DSM 70294 is the source of this 849-nucleotide messenger RNA. It is a transcript of the gene PCL1, whose product is annotated as Pcl1p. Gene Ontology annotation, biological process: regulation of cyclin-dependent protein serine/threonine kinase activity. The transcript has a single exon. The record is from RefSeq and is a predicted model, not a curated record. NCBI's taxonomy places the organism in Eukaryota, Fungi, Ascomycota, Saccharomycetes, Saccharomycetales, Saccharomycetaceae. Bases 1 to 849 code for a protein of 282 amino acids. Gene Ontology annotation, molecular function: cyclin-dependent protein serine/threonine kinase regulator activity; protein kinase binding. Gene Ontology annotation, cellular component: nucleus; cyclin-dependent protein kinase holoenzyme complex.
AUGUCACAAGAACAUAAGAAAGCUUUGCGUGUUUUAAUGAAAUCACCAGUCACUGAUGAUAUGAUUAAAUUUUUAACAAACACUACUCUUCAAGUUCUACCUGCUAGUUUACCAACACCUCCAACUUCUCCAUCAGACUCUAAACAACAAAGAUUACCAUCUUUAAUGACAUUCAUUACAAAGUUAGUUAGAUAUACCAACGUCUACACUUCCACAUUAUUAACCACUACUUGUUAUUUGAAGAAAUUACAAAGAAUCUUACCAAAAGAUGCUACUGGUUUACCUUCAACCAUUCAUCGUAUGUUUUUAGCAUGUCUAAUUAUUAGUGCUAAAUAUCAUAACGAUUCUUCUCCUUUGAACAAACAUUGGGCAGAAUAUACUGACGGUUUGUUCUCUUUAGAAGAUGUUAAUUUAAUGGAAAUGCAAUUAUUGGCUUUGCUAAAUUGGGAUUUAAGAAUCAAUGAAAAUGAUUUGAUCUUAGAUUUAAGACAUCUAUUAGAACCAAUCAUGAGAGAUUUGGAAAUUUCUUAUCAAAGAAAGAAAAUUCUCAAAUCAAAGUCAGAACAACACCAAUACAUUCAAAGACCAGUUUCACCAAUUUCACCAACAAAGUCAUAUAAUAAAUUCUAUCGUCAAGUCAGUAGUAGUUCAAUUGAUUCUAAUAUGAGUUCAGCAACUCUAACUGAAUCAAUGAGCGCCAGUAGUUCAAGAUACAGCUUGGCACAAUCUCGCUCUAUAACGCCAGUAAGUGAAAAGACUCCAUUAGUUUUAAACGAUUUAAAAACUGGUUACAGAUCAACCGAUGAAAGUUGGGAUUUUGAACAAAUAAUGGCACAAUAUGGCUUUUAA